AUGUUGGUGGUGGAAUGUUCACUUUUUGGUCGCGUGACCGUCAGUCGACUCUCGACUGCUGAAUCAUCAGUGAUGAGUUUCGGACGACCACCCUCUGUCAAUGUGGGCUUCAAGCCUUCUCCGCCUGAACGUGGCGCCUUCCCUCUUGACCAUGAUGGCGAAUGCAAAGAGCAGAUGAUGCUCUACAUGACUUGCCUCAAGGGUAACGCAAAUAAAUCAAGCCCUUGUCGCCCUCUCAGCAAGGACUAUCUGGAUUGCAGAAUGAAUAAAGGCUUGAUGGAACGGGACGAAUGGCAAAACCUAGGUUUUCAACGCCCAGAAUCGCAGAGCAAACCAUCUCCGAGUCCUCCUCCAGACCCGAAUAAACCGUCUACUACAUAG
Molecule: messenger RNA, 381 nt
Organism: Mycena indigotica
Lineage: Eukaryota; Fungi; Basidiomycota; Agaricomycetes; Agaricales; Mycenaceae
Product: Cytochrome C oxidase assembly protein COX19
Exons: 3
Coding region: 1-381 (126 amino acids)
Biological process (GO): mitochondrial respiratory chain complex IV assembly
Cellular component (GO): mitochondrial intermembrane space
Source: RefSeq, a predicted model, not a curated record